AUGUUAGAAGUUGGUUUAAGAGUGGUUCGUGGACAGGAUUGGAAGUGGGAUGAUCAAGAUGGUGGAGAGGGUCAUGCAGGAACAAUUGUGGAAAUUGGCAAACCUCCUUCUUUUGGCAAUUCAGCUACUAGUCCCAAUCCAUCUGAUAGAACACCAGAUAAAACUGUUAUUGUUCAAUGGGACCAUGGAUCCAGGAGCAAUUAUAGAAUUGGAUAUCAAGGAGCUUAUGAUCUUUUGGUAUUUGAUAAUGCAGCCAUAGGUAUCAAACAUGCAAAUAUAAUAUGUGAUGGAUGUAAAAGACAUGGAAUAAUUGGUAUUAGAUGGAAAUGCAUACAAUGUUGUGAUUAUGAUUUAUGUACUCAAUGUUAUAUGGCUGAUGUGCAUGAUUUGAAUCAUUGUUUUGAGAGAUUUCAAACAGCUAAUUCUGUGGGGAUUCAAUUAACUCCAAGAGAAGGUUGUACUAAGAUACCUUUAAAGGGAAUAUUUAUAGGAGCUAAAGUUAUUCGUGGUCCUGAUUGGGAAUGGGGAAAUCAAGAUGGAGGAAGAGGAAAGACUGGUAGAGUUAUAGAUAUACGUGGAUGGGACAAUGAAAGUAGUCGUUCAGUGGCAACUGUAUCAUGGUCUAAAGGCAGUACAAAUGUUUAUCGUCUCGGAUACAAAGGUUGCGUUGAUUUAUGUUAUGUAGAAGAAGCUACAGCUGGUACAUACUAUAAAGAGCACCUUCCAUUUCUUGGACAAUCAAUAAUGGCGGUAUCCGAUAAUGGAACCAAUAUAACUUCAAUGAAGAGUGGUUUUCCUUUAUCUAUAUCUAGUCCACGUCAUUCAACGUUUAAUGUUGGAGAUAAAAUAAAAGUAUUGGUUGAUGUAGAGACAUUAAAAGAAAUGCAAGAAGGUCAUGGUGGUUGGAAUCCACGUAUGGCUGAAUAUAUAGGUAAAAUCGGUAGAGUUCAUCGUAUUACGGACAAGGGUGAUAUCCGUGUACAGUUUGAAGGAUGUAACAAUAGAUGGACUUUUCAUCCGGGUACACUGACAAAAGUUAUUAGCAAAGAUACUUUUUCUUUAGGAGAUAUAGUUAGAGUAAAAACCGAUUUAUGUGCAGUUAAACUUUAUCAACAAGGUCAUGGAGAGUGGAUAGACGUGAUGAAAAAUGCUCUAGGAAAAACUGGAAAAAUAAUCAAAAUAUAUUCUGAUGGAGACUUAAGAGUUGCUUUAGAUGGUCACACAUGGACAUUCAAUCCUUUAAGUGUUUCUCCUGUUCCUCCUGGAGUAGAAACUAUUACUAUACAGGAUGAGCCAAAUAGAAAUCGAGAUUGGACAGGUGAAGGUGUUGAUACAGAAGUUGAGAAACUAUUAAGAGAUGCAGCUAGAGGAGAGGCAGGAGUAUCUGCAGUUCAAGAAUUUCUUAAAAAGUAUCCUGGUAGAGUGGAUGCAAGAGCUGGUGGACCAGGAGGGGGAAAAAAAACUUGUCUACAAGUAGCGGCGCAUCAAGGACAAAAAGAUCUCUGUAUUCUUCUUUUGGAUGCUGGAGCGUCUUUACGAGCUAUUGAUGAGGAUGGAGACACACCUCUUCAUUAUGCUGCUUUUGGAAAUCAACCGGAAAUAAUGGAAUUACUUCUUUCACGUGGUGCAGCAAUCAAUGCUGUGAACAAUGGCAAAUGUAGUGCAUUGCAUGUGGCCGUGAAUAAACAACAUGCUCAGUGCGUAAAAGUUUUAUUACGUCAUCAUUGCGAUGUUAAUCUCCAAGAUUCAUAUGGAGACACAGCGUUACAUGAUGCAAUUGGAAAAGAUGCUUUAGAUAUCAUAGAUGCUCUUUGUUCAUGUGAAAGAGUGGACUUUACAUUAAGAAACAAACGAGGUUUUAAUGUACUACAUCAUGCUGCUUUGAAGGGUAAUGCUUAUGCAACAGAGAAAUUAGUGACACGAGCAAGACAUUUAGUGGAUGUUAAAAAAGAAGAUGGCUUUGCAGCAUUACAUCUUGCAGCUUUGAAUGGUCAUAAAGAUGUAGCCGCCAUACUUCUUUCUUCGAAUGGUGGGAAUGCAAAAGUAGAUUUACGAAACAAUCGACGUCAAACUCCUUUACAUCUAGCCACUUCUCAAGGGCAUUGGGCUUUAGUAGAGUUUCUGGUUCAUCAUAAUGCUGAUAUUGCUAGCAUAGAUGCAGAUGGAGAUACGGUGAUACAUAUUGCAAUAGUGAAGAGUCCUAAUCAAAGCAAUGUGAUUCCUACGCCUGAAAGUUGUCAAGACUCGCCUCUUAUUUAUGCAAUAUGGCAAAAUUUAGCAAGGCAAGGCGUGAAAACAGAACUUGCAUUAGUUUGUUUCCUAGUAAAUGUGGAUAGAAGUUGUACCUUAUUGGAACAUGCAAGAAAUUCGAAAAAUAAGACGCCAUUAGAUCUUCUUGAAACUGAUUCUCAAUUCGCUCCAUAUAUUAAUUUGAUACGGUGUUAUCAAUACCAAAGUCAUAAUAACCAAUUAGAAAUAGAAAAUUCAUCUACUUCAGAAUCUUCCAUAUAUCAAAUAGAUACGGAAGUCGUGCAUGGAACAAGAAAAUGUAUUUCAGGUUCUGGUGAUGCUUCUGAAUGUCACAAUUGCUUAGGUACAGUAAUGAACACAAUAAAAGAAAGAGAAGAAAAUAGAUUUGAUCCUGGUAGCAGUCUUGCUAUUAUUAACUGUACCCAUUGUGGUCAUGGAAUUGCUAAAACGAAAGAUGGCCAAAUAGCAACAGGCGAAAUUUCUUUGACAAAAGAAAAAAUAAAAGAUAAUGUUUUGGAUGAGAAAGAAAAGGAAGAAGAUCAAGAUAAGGAAAGAGAGAAAGAUAAAGAUUUAGAACGAUUGCGUUAUUUAGAAACACGAAUAGCUGAUUUGGAGGAAGCCAAUAUGUGUAGUAUCUGUAUGGAACGUCGUCGAAAUGUUGCUUUUCUUUGUGGUCACGGAGCUUGCGAACACUGUGCAGCUCCUUUAAAAACAUGUCAUAUGUGUCGCAAAGUUAUCACAAAAAAGAUUAAUUUAUAUUAGACAAUCAAAGCGUCUUUACGCUCUCUAUUUAGGUGCUAUUUUUGUUUCCUAAUAUUCAUACGUUCGGAUAUAUGCGAUAUUAUUGGCUGUAAAAAUUAAGUAACUAAAUUGAAGCUGCCAAAAUAUACAAUAUCUUUCUAUUUAAA
Apis cerana (Asiatic honeybee) is the source of this 3158-nucleotide messenger RNA. It is a transcript of the gene mib2, whose product is annotated as E3 ubiquitin-protein ligase mind bomb 2. NCBI's taxonomy places the organism in Eukaryota, Metazoa, Arthropoda, Insecta, Hymenoptera, Apidae. Gene Ontology annotation, molecular function: ubiquitin-protein transferase activity; protein binding; zinc ion binding. The record is from RefSeq and is a predicted model, not a curated record. Gene Ontology annotation, cellular component: cytoplasm. Gene Ontology annotation, biological process: protein ubiquitination.